AACACGUUGAAUCAAAUAUUAUCUAUCCUCUCCAUCUUUCUGACAAGAUGUUUCUGCAUUUUAACUCUUGAAAGAUUGCUGGUAUUCUCAAGUCAAAUCCAUGUAAUGUCAAUAACAAAGACUUUCUACUCCUCAGGGUAUAUAUAAACGAGCUGCUAGGUAUGCUCAGUACUAGCCAAAGGAUUCCUCAGAGCCAUACCACGCCAGAUAAUUCAGAGAUCAGAAGAAAUGGAGGCGGCAGAAUGUUCAUCAAUUUGGGGUUCUCUCGAUGCAAUCUGUGAGGAGUCGGAGAUGAUUGCGCAUUUGCAGUCAGUGCUCUGGUGCGGCAGUGAUUCUGAUGCAAACCUCUGCUCCUCCGAAAAUGAUAGCACAACAGCUUCUUUUGAUCUCCUAGUGGAUGACCUCGGUUCAGCGAAUGAGAGGAACACUGGUAUCAAGAGAAAGAUGCAAGUGGAUGAACAGAGCGAUCAUCACAAUGAAGUCCCUGUGGCUCUCUCGACUGCAAGGAAGAGCGGUAACAAGUCAAGAGCUGCAAUGGACUCACAAAGUAACUAUGCAAAGAGAAGAAGGCAUAAGAUCAAUGAGAGGCUGAGAGUACUGCAGCACCUGAUCCCUAACGGCACAAAGGUUGACAUAAGCACAAUGUUGGAGGAAGCAGUCCAGUAUGUCAAGUUUCUGCAUCUGCAGAUCAAGCUCUUGAGCUCCGAUGAAAUGUGGAGGUACGCUCCUCUCGCCUACGAUGGCGUCAACAUCAGGCUCCCCCAUCUGGAUUCUCUGGCUCAUGAAUGACUACCCCAAACAAACUGCUGGCUCAGCGGAUGGUACAUAAUUUGUUGGAAGGACCUGCGGCUCAAGUUUUCUGAAUCAUUUGUCGUAGCAUUGUCAUCUGUCUCGUGGACUUUAACCUGAAUUUCCAUUCUAUUCAGUAUUGUAGCUCCUUAUCCAGGAUUAUAUUUUUUUUCUAUUCUUGAUUGCUUGAACAGUGUCAAUA
Messenger RNA from Triticum urartu, 991 nucleotides. RefSeq names its product transcription factor BHLH133-like. Gene Ontology annotation, molecular function: DNA-binding transcription factor activity; protein dimerization activity. NCBI's taxonomy places the organism in Eukaryota, Viridiplantae, Streptophyta, Magnoliopsida, Poales, Poaceae. Gene Ontology annotation, biological process: regulation of DNA-templated transcription. The record is from RefSeq and is a predicted model, not a curated record.